Molecule: messenger RNA, 2530 nt
Organism: Doryrhamphus excisus (bluestripe pipefish)
Lineage: Eukaryota; Metazoa; Chordata; Actinopteri; Syngnathiformes; Syngnathidae
Gene: pex5lb
Product: peroxisomal biogenesis factor 5-like b
Biological process (GO): protein import into peroxisome matrix, docking
Cellular component (GO): cytosol; peroxisomal membrane
Molecular function (GO): protein binding
Source: RefSeq, a predicted model, not a curated record
UUUCCGACCUCGGAAGAGUUCGGCAGUACUCGGCUCUUGUCGGUUUGUUGUCAUCCCGCCCUCCGCAGCCGAGCAAGAGCAGUAGACUCUGCGCGGUUGAAGAGCUCAGAACCAAACGGACCGCCUAGAGUGGACCUCGUGGGAUUCCGGGACCGGAAUCAGAAGGGAACGGUUUUUGUUGGCUUUCAAUGAAUGAUCCCCGCGUAAAAGAGAGCCAUGUAUCAGGUCCAGGGGAAAGGGCAAAGUGUCGUUGCCAUGGUGCUGAUGGAGCGUCCUGCUAAAAAGAGGUCUGCCGAAGGGGUCCCCCUCCUCGCCGGGACAACCAAGUUGGUCGCCGAGCAUCAAGAGAGCCGACCACUUCUGAGUCCCUCCAUUGAUGACUUCCUGUCGGAGAGCUGCGGUGACUCCACCUCCGUGUGCCAACUAUCCUCCGACACCUCAGUUGUGGACCUGGUGGACUUCAGUGAAGCUGAGGACGGAGGCGGGAAUGACUUGAGGAGGGCAGAAAGCGCCGGAUCUGAGCAUACAGAACCAAUCCGGUUGGAUGUGGAUCAAGCUCCUGCUGGUCAUGGAACACCGGAAAAGACCUCAUCGGUCUUAGUAUUGGACACACGACAUGAGUCCAACACGCACCUGGGUGACGACGGGAGGAAGUGUGAAACACGAGGCCAUUCCUGCGAUACGUCUGGCGAAUCGCUGUGCGACCCUCAUGUGAAGAAGUUGUUGGAUGCUCGCAGUUUGGAUGAUUUGGACUUAGAGUCGUCCAGACAGGACAGCGGCACAUCCAUGUGUUGUCGACGGACUCGCUCCCUCCUGGCCAAAAGUGAGUCACUGGAGGAUGAGUUUGUGAGAGCCAAGGCUGCUGUGGAGUCGGACACACAAUUCUGGGACAAGAUGCAGGCCGAGUGGGAGGAGCUUGCUCGCAGGAACUGGCUGGAGGAGACACAGGAUCAGAGGCUAACUCCAUCUACGACCUCACCCGUGGGAGAGGCUUACAGUUUCAGCGCCAACAAUCCGUACAAAGACCGCGGUGCCGCCUUUGCUGAAGCGCAGGAGAAAGUUGGCGAGGGUGAUUUGAAUGACGCCGUCCUGUUGCUGGAGGCGGCCAUCUUGCAGGACCCGUUGGACUCGGAGGCGUGGCAGGUUCUGGGAACGACUCAAGCCGAGAACGAGAACGAACAAGCCGCCAUUGCAUCGCUGCAGAGGUGUCUGGAGCUCCGCCCCGACAACCUUCAGGCCCUCAUGGCAGUGGCGGUAAGCUUCACCAACAGCGGCCUGGCACGCCAUGCGUGCGGCGCCCUCUACCAAUGGUUGAGACACAACCCUCGCUACGCCCACCUCAUCCAGCCCUCAGCGGCACCCGGUCCUUCGCUGCAGGAAGUGUUGCUUGUCUUCCAGGAGGCGGUUGAGUUGAAUGUGGACUGUGUGGAUCCAGAACUGCAGACAGGACUCGGAGUUCUGUUCAAUCUGAGUUGUGACUUCAACAAGGCGGUGGAGGCAUUCAGCGAGGCGUUGUCCGUUACGCCUCAGGACUAUCUACUGUGGAACCGUCUUGGCGCUACAUUGGCCAACGGGAAUCGGAGUGAAGAGGCGGUGGAGGCGUACACAAGAGCUCUAGAGCUACAGCCCGGUUUCAUCCGUUCUCGGUACAACCUGGGCAUCAGCUGCAUCAACUUGGGGGCCCACAGGGAAGCAAUCACUCACUUCCUGAUCGCUUUGAAUCAGCAAAGACGAAGCCAGAGCUGCAGUCAGAACCAGAUGUCGGCCAAUAUCUGGGCCGCCUUACGAAUCGCCAUCUCCAUGAUGGAUCAACCUAAAUUGUUCCAGGCGGUCGACAUGGAGGACUUGGACCAGCUGAUGGCGGCAUUCCAUGUUGAAGAUGCGUGACAACGUCCUGAUGAUGGCGGGAUUUCUCUUUGGUAAAGCAGGUUCCGAAUGAGCUGGAAUUCGGACCAAAGAUGACCGACACAAUACAACACAACACACCCCGAAAAGUCCUGAUAGAACACACACAAAAAAAUCCACUUUGAUGUCACGCCUCUAAGAGACACGCCCACUGUGAUGUCACACCUCAGACAGUAAGAAGCGUUUUAAGGGCUGUUUGUCACAUGACCAAACACGUUUACAAGAAGGCAGAACAAUAUGUGUUUGUCUGAAAUGAUGUCACAUGACCAGUGAUAUCGUGUUUUUGUUUCCAAUUAUUAAAGCCAUACAGGUCGACAAGAGAACACCUUCAUACUCAUAAAGUAAUAAAAUACUAAUUAAAAAUACUCAUACAAUCAACUCAUACACAUUUUACGGUUAACAGCUGCUGCUCUAUGAUUGGUCGAGUACCCUCAGGUGUGUUAUUUUUCACAACGUGAGCAUGAAGUGCAAUAUUUAUACUUUGAAUUCUUUCAAAAUAAUGUUUUUAAAAUGUUUUGUUCUUGCCAAUUGACUUUAUUUAUAAUAACCCCAAUGCAUACAUUUACCUUCUAAGGUUCCUGUGUGAACUAUGGCAAUAAUCACCAAUUAAACUACACAAACUGCU